Messenger RNA from Sesamum indicum (sesame), 1095 nucleotides. RefSeq names its product 2Fe-2S ferredoxin-like superfamily protein. Gene Ontology annotation, cellular component: mitochondrion. The record is from RefSeq and is a predicted model, not a curated record. Gene Ontology annotation, biological process: P450-containing electron transport chain. Gene Ontology annotation, molecular function: 2 iron, 2 sulfur cluster binding; electron transfer activity. Lineage: Eukaryota; Viridiplantae; Streptophyta; Magnoliopsida; Lamiales; Pedaliaceae.
AAUAAGCCACCGGAAAGAUUGAGACCACAAGUCUAGAAGUAAGAGGAGAAAUGUGGUAUUAGUGGCCCAACAGACUACGUGUCUGCAUGCCAUUCUCUAGCGCACUAUGUCCGCCCUGAGUUUCUCCCCUGUGGCGCUCCGCCCACCGGAGUUGUCCUCAAACCACCGAAGCUCUGCCGUUUCUCUCCCCAGAAGGAGAGCCCUUUCGGUUUCUUUCGCCAGCGUUUCGCCGGAAACCUCCACUGCACCUCCGCAAAUACCCGAAAUCCAGCUAGAAUUCCUCGGGCCUAAACCAGGGGAUCCAGUGAACAGAGCCACAGCAAUAAGUGGAGAGAAACUGCUUAGGAACAUAAUGCUGGAUAACAAGAUUGAGCUCUACGCCGCAUACGGUAAGGUAAUGAAUUGUGGAGGGGGCGGAAGCUGUGGAACUUGUAUUGUGGAGAUCAUUGAUGGAAAGGAUCUCUUGAAUGAACGAACAAAUACAGAGCUUCGAUAUCUUAAAAAGAACCCGGAGUCUUGGAGGUUGGCUUGCCAAACUAUAGUUGGAAAUAAAGAAAACUUCGGAAAGGUGGUUGUCCAAAGGUUGCCCCAAUGGAAAAAAUGAUUAGAAACCGGAUAGCGUGCUUAAAAAGGCCGAGAGCUAAUGACUCUGAAGAUGAGACCGACACUAGCCUGAGUUGCAUAAUCGUUGUUAGGAAACUAGGCGAGUACUUCGACCCAGAAGAUUACUACCUACACACCAACAUUCUUGAAUUAUUUAGAAAGAUUUUAGGUUUACGCGUACGGAAGAAAACAAUUCAAGCUUGUUCUUAACGCCUGUGGGAGUCGUAGGACAUGAUAGUUUAGGUUGAAGCUCGCCUUCUUGCUUGAAAGAUGUAUUAAUUAGUCGAUGGUUGGUUGUUUUCGAUGAAUGUAUUGCCACUAUGUGGUUACCCGUUCAAAACUUGUGUAUUGCUUUGCAAUUGUGAUUUGGCUGUCCUAGCACAUGCUGGAUUUUCUGUUGCAAAUUGUAUUUCAUGUCUUACAUCAUUCUACAUACAAAGGACAUGUGUAUAAUGAUGACAUUAUGUAUUUUAUUCAGAAAAAGAUUUUAUA